AUGGGUGCCAAUUCGUCCAAGCCGGCCACACAUACGUGGACCGGCUCGCAACCAACAGGCGUGUCGCAAAACAUCAUCGAGUCGUUCCAAUCCAGCACAGAGACGGAUGCAUCACGCGCGCAAUUACUAGAGCUUCAAGUCCAGGCCCGCGUGGCCGAGGAGCUCAAGAAGCUGCAGUCCGCAGAGGCAACCGCCGUCAAGGAGGCCCUUGACAAGCUGUCGGAGCAGACCCCGGCCGACGACGACGGCAAGCAAAAGACGCGGUUCACCGUCUCCAAGGAGGUGGCUGCCCUGCGCGAGAAGCUCGAGGAGGAGAGGAAGAAGGUCCACAGCCUGCCGGACGAGGUCGAGAGCGCCCGCUCAGAGGUUGUCCGCUGCCUCAGGGAACACGACAGACGCCCGCUCGACUGCUGGCAGGAGGUGGCCAACUUCAAGGAGCAGGUCAGGAAGUUGGAGAAGGGCUGGGUUGACAAAGUAGUCUCGUAA
Molecule: messenger RNA, 486 nt
Organism: Pyricularia pennisetigena
Lineage: Eukaryota; Fungi; Ascomycota; Sordariomycetes; Magnaporthales; Pyriculariaceae
Exons: 3
Coding region: 1-486 (161 amino acids)
Source: RefSeq, a predicted model, not a curated record